Molecule: messenger RNA, 812 nt
Organism: Coffea eugenioides
Lineage: Eukaryota; Viridiplantae; Streptophyta; Magnoliopsida; Gentianales; Rubiaceae
Exons: 3
Coding region: 204-509 (101 amino acids)
Source: RefSeq, a predicted model, not a curated record
AAAAUAUUUAAAUCCUAAGACUAGUCGAAUCCACAUCAAACACUCCUGAGCUUGCGCAACACCGUAUUCUUACCCUCCCCGCCACGCUAAAACCCCUAAUCCCAGCACAAAACCCUUUCAGCCCGCAUUUCUAAUCCUCAGUCCUUUCCCUCAGCUCCCGCUGCAGAGUGCAAACACACCGAAACUUAACAAAAAUAUCAGUAAUGGCUGCUGCUUGGCGUGGCUCCAUUUCCAGAUCACUCCUCUCCACCGCGAGAGCCUCCACCUUCCGAUCAGCUCCAGCUGUGCCCCGCGUCCGUCCUCCAACUCUUUCCUCCCUUCGUCUCCGUCCUCGUCGCCUCUCCUUCGCCCAUCCUAGGACAACGGGCGAGCUGGGAUGCGCUCAAUCCCUGAUGCCUCUGUGCAAUGUGACGGCCGGAGCCCAACUGACAUCCCACUUGACUGCUAACUUGCGGGCUUGUUGCGAGCUGUCUCACGGUACCUUCUGCCGAACUUGUCAGGAUCGCUAGUAGUAGUACUUGAACAUGUUGUUGGAUCAGCACAACAGCUGCUAGUUGACUUGGACAAACCUUACAGGAACUGCUUCUUGGAAUUGCAAAUUUCAAUGAGAAUAGGUGUAGGUCGUUUGUUCACUUUUUUCCUUAGAAACUAGAAAUUUAAUGACUUAGAACAAUAUCGUGGAUUACUCGAGCAAGUGGGUUGUGAUCUUCAUAUAAUUUUGAUGCAUGAAUUUCUCGUUCUAAAAUUCCUAGCUUUGCUGUUAUAGUUUCCUUUCAACGUGUAAAUUUCUACUUGGCUUCAAUAUUGCAGCU